CUCUCCCGCCGCCCGCCUCGUCACUGCGCAAGGCACACAGCGCAGGCAACGCACCGCACCGCACCGCACCGCACCGCACCGCACCGCAACGCAGCGCCAUUCCCCGCUUUCGUUGAUUCCAUCCCCUCAGCCUUUGAUCUCGGAGCAAACAACCGCGAGUCAGUAAAUUCGACCACGACACACUACACUUCCCCGCCCUCCUCCUCCUCCUCCUUCGACUGCCACCAUGGUGCGAGAAACCAAGUUCUACGACGUGCUCGGCGUCUCGCCCGACGCCGACGAGGCUAAGCUCAAGACCGCAUACCGAAAGGCCGCUCUGAAGCACCACCCAGAUAAGAAUGCACACGACCCGAGCGCCGCGGAAAAGUUCAAGGAAAUCUCCCACGCAUACGAAGUCCUCUCAGACCCACAGAAGCGCCAGCUUUACGACCAGUAUGGCGAAGAGGGCCUCGAGCAAGGCGGUAUGGCUGGCGGAGGCAUGGCCGCCGAGGAUCUGUUCGCACAGUUCUUCGGAGGUGGCGGUGGAGGAUUCGGCGGCAUGUUCGGCGGCGGCAUGAGAGAUCAAGGUCCCAAGAAGGCACGCACAAUCCACCACGUCCACAAGGUCUCCCUCGAGGACAUCUACCGAGGCAAGGUCUCCAAGCUUGCCCUCCAAAAGUCCAUCAUCUGCUCAAAAUGUGAGGGUCGAGGCGGCAAGGAGGGCGCUGUCAAGACAUGUGGAGGUUGCAAUGGACAAGGAAUGAAGACCAUGAUGCGCCAGAUGGGCCCUAUGAUCCAGCGCUUUCAGACCGUCUGCCCUGACUGUAAUGGUGAGGGCGAGACCAUCCGCGAGAAGGACAAGUGCAAGCAGUGCAACGGCAAGAAGACUGUCAUCGAGCGCAAGGUUCUGCACGUGCACGUCGACCGUGGCGUGCAGAGCGGCACCAAGAUCGACUUCCGAGGCGAGGGUGAUCAGACCCCGGGUGCCCAGCCAGGCGACGUUCAAUUCGAGAUCGAGCAGAAGCCACAUCCACGUUUCCAACGAAAGGGCGACGACUUGUUCUACCACGCCGAAAUUGAUCUUCUUACAGCACUUGCUGGAGGUGCCAUCUACAUCGAGCACCUCGACGAGCGCUGGCUGACCGUUGAAAUCCUGCCAGGCGAGGUCAUUUCACCUGGCGAGAUCAAGGUCAUCCGUGGCCAGGGUAUGCCAUCCUACCGACAUCACGACUUUGGCAACCUUUAUGUGCAGUUUGAAGUCAAGUUCCCGGAGCGCCUCUCUGGACCACCGGAUGCCGACGGCUACCCGACACCUCUGAGCAAGGCGCAGAUUCAAGCCCUCGAAUCUGUAUUGCCCCCACGCAUGCCGCAGCACAUCCCACCGCCAGACGCCAUGACCGAAGACUACCAGCUCGAGAAGGUUGACCUGACGCGGGAAGGCGAUCGCGCAGCAAGAGCCACCGACGAAGAUGACGAGGACAUGCAAGGCGGCGAGAGAGUACAGUGCGCAUCACAAUAAGCGCCAAGGACAGACAGAGAUACCCAUGAAUCUAGAGUGUGGAGAUGACGCUAUGAGGGAUGGGCGUGAUACACUGGGCAAGCCAGUAGCUUGCUGAAUUCCACUGCCAAAUCGAUAGUCUUCGGGCUACUCGAGUUGGAAUGGAAAAGCGUGCGUUCGGAAACGCAAUGAGCGUGAUAGAUCUGAAUAUGCGAUGGUGCUUCACAUGGUUCUGGCACAGUUUACGUCGUUUUCACGAGCAUGGCCUGCUUGCCUGCGGCCGUUUGGGGCGUUCGGCGUGGAACAAAGCUCCGUUGGGAAUCGAUAGCGUUAGCUGUACUGAAUGAAGUUUUUGAAGUAU
This is a messenger RNA of Pseudocercospora fijiensis CIRAD86, 1838 nucleotides long. RefSeq lists its product as uncharacterized. The record is from RefSeq and is a predicted model, not a curated record. Lineage: Eukaryota; Fungi; Ascomycota; Dothideomycetes; Mycosphaerellales; Mycosphaerellaceae. Gene Ontology annotation, molecular function: Hsp70 protein binding; ATP binding. The coding region runs from base 227 to 1498 and encodes 423 amino acids. Gene Ontology annotation, cellular component: cytoplasm; nucleus; cytosol. Gene Ontology annotation, biological process: response to heat; protein refolding. The transcript has 2 exons.